This is a messenger RNA of Ceratina calcarata, 1765 nucleotides long. RefSeq names its product glucosylceramidase-like. Bases 124 to 1686 code for a protein of 520 amino acids. The transcript has 8 exons. Gene Ontology annotation, biological process: glucosylceramide catabolic process. The record is from RefSeq and is a predicted model, not a curated record. Gene Ontology annotation, molecular function: glucosylceramidase activity. Lineage: Eukaryota; Metazoa; Arthropoda; Insecta; Hymenoptera; Apidae.
UACAUUCCGCGUAUCAGGGUAUACAUAAGGUGCGGUGAUUCGUAACUUGGACGCAGUUGAGUUCGGCCAAAAGCUCGGACGAUAGGAACUUAAUUGGCGGACGGUCUAAAGUCACAGGAAAACAUGUGGCUCAAGUGGUUAACAGCACUCUUGCUUAUAGCAUUCUUCGUAAAUCAAGGCAAUGCAACUUUCUACGUGUGCGCCCCCCGUAGCUUUGGUCCCGACCAAAUCGUAUGCGUCUGCAAUUCUACGUAUUGCGACACGACGCCGAACAAUCGGACCCUUAUCCCACCACCCGGGAGCUUUAGCCAGUACACGUCGAGCAGAAGCGGGCUUCGAAUGCAACUGAAUCUGAACGCCAGUAUGAGUAACUCUUGCCGGGGUGCUCCGUCGGGCGCCGUGGCCCUGCGAGUGAACACCAGUCAAACGUAUCAAACGAUCCUCGGUUUCGGCGGAGCUUUCACGGAUUCGAACGGCAUCAACAUCCUGAGCCUCAGCCCGGCAACUCAAUCUAAUCUAUUGGCAUCAUUGUUUCAUCCGGUCACCGGAAAUAGUUACAAUCUGGGUCGCGUGCCGAUCGGUGGAACCGAUUUCUCGUUGAGGCCAUAUACGUUAGACGACAUUGCGGGCGACUAUACUUUGUCACAAUUCUCGCUCGCCCCGGAAGAUCUGCAAUAUAAAAUCCCGAUCAUACAACAGGCCCUCCGACUAGCUCCCAACUUGCUGCUCGACAGUGCCGCGUGGUCAGCUCCGCCAUGGAUGAAAUCUAAUGGCCAAAUCAAUGGCUUUGGCUUUUUAUUACCGCAAUUCUAUCAAACGUACGCCGAUUAUAUACUACAAUUCUUGGCUGCGUACGCGAGCAAUGGCAUCAACAUAUGGGCCGUGUCGACGGGUAACGAGCCGCUGGACGCUUAUUAUCCGUUGAGUAUCAUCAACUCAAUGGGCUGGUCACCGUCGACGGUGGCCAAUUGGGUCGUCAACAAUUUGGGACCAACCUUGGCGAAUUCCACGUACAACAAUACUCAAAUUCUGGCAAUAGAUGAUCAGAGAAUCGUUUUACCUUCUGCCGUACAACAAAUGUUCGAUGUUCCGGGCGUGGAAGAUUAUAUCGCCGGUAUAGCCGUCCAUUGGUACGACGACUCCUUUGUUCCGCCCGAUGUACUCGACCAGACCCACAACGAUUUUCCGAAUAAAUUCAUUUUGAUGAACGAGGCAUGCGCGGGAUCCUCCAUAUUCGACUAUCCAAAAGUGAUAUUAGGUUCAUGGGAGCGUGCAGAACAGUAUGCUUUAAGCAUGAUACAGUACUUUAACAAUUGGUCAGUCGGAUGGAUGGACUGGAACUUUGCUCUGGACAUGGUAGGUGGACCAAACUGGAUCAAGAAUUUCGUAGACGCCCUUAUCAUCGUCAACGCCGACAAUGAUGAAUUUUAUAAACAACCAAUGUUCUACGCUGUGAAACACUUCAGCAGAUUCGUUGAGAGGGGCUCAGUCAGGAUUGGCAUCACUAACCCACCCGGGGACGUGAUCAGCACGACGGCCUUCUUAACGCCACAAAGAGAAGUCGUUGUUGUCGUAUAUAAUAGGAAUCAAACAGAAACGCCAAUCACUAUAAACGAGCCGAACGCUGGUACCAUUUGCGUAACUUUACCUCCUCAGUCUCUGACUACCAUUACUUUCGGACAGUAGAAAUCAAAAUAUGUAUGAUCUCUGUCACUAUGUGGCAUUUAAGAUAAACCAAUGGUCGAAUAAAUGUAUGCAAUUUGAA